AUGUUCUGGGUGAUUGGAGAACGUGACCUCGGUCGUUGCACGUACCAACAGUGCCACACGUGUUUUCGUAGCAAGUCCCGUUUGAUCCAACAAACCGUAGCAGACCAACCGUCCUCGCGAGUUUUGCCAACCAGACCAUUUUCCGUAUGCGGUGUAGACUAUUGUAGGCCUGUCUACAUUAAAUCACCACUACGCAACCAUGUACCGACGAAGGUAUACAUCGCAAUCUUCGUGUAUUUCUCCACUCGCGUUGUCCACAUCGAAAUGGUCUCUGACCUAUCCACGCCAGCUUUGAUGGUAGCCCUUCGCCGUUUCGGCGUCCGCAGAGGAAGAAUGAGGGAGAUCCAUAGCGACAACGGCACCGAAUUCAAGGGAGCGUCCAACAAGCUUAACCGAAUCCACCAGAUGCUAAAGUUUGUUCAGGGCGGACGAAAGAUGAUCCUCGACUGGUGUUCCGAGAAUGAGAUCACGUGGCGUUUCAUUCCACCUCUCGCUCUGCACUUCGGUGGUCUGUGGGAAGCAGCCGUCGAGUCAGCUAAGCACCAUCUGCUGCGUGAGAUCGGCAUUAUGAAUGUCAGCUACGAGGACAUGAUAACUAUACACGCCCAGAUCGAGAUGUGUCUAAACUUCAAAUCUCUCACCGCCAUACCGUCCGGUCCGUCAGACCUGGAAGCCCUGAUUCCAGUCCAUUUCCUGGUAGGAAUCAGCCUACUAGACGUUCCAGAACCGUCGCUGUCCGAUGUACCGGAUAAUAGACUGUCGCAUUGGCAGUUCACUCAGAACUGCAGUCACGAGCCACCCCAAGCAACCACAAGUUCGGAUAAUACUUAA
Messenger RNA from Topomyia yanbarensis, 831 nucleotides. RefSeq lists its product as uncharacterized. The record is from RefSeq and is a predicted model, not a curated record. Bases 1 to 831 code for a protein of 276 amino acids. NCBI's taxonomy places the organism in Eukaryota, Metazoa, Arthropoda, Insecta, Diptera, Culicidae. The transcript has a single exon. Gene Ontology annotation, molecular function: nucleic acid binding. Gene Ontology annotation, biological process: DNA integration.